GCCAAUCAGCUGUGUGCGGACGCGUGUUGGUUUUGACUUUAAAUUGAUUUGGCAAAUAUAUCAAAAUGUCUAGCUGUGAAUUUCAAGCUAUUGUCCUGACUGCGGGUCGUGGCACACGCCUGCCCGAAGUGCUGGGCGAUGCGCCCAAGUGUCUACUGCCCGUGGGACCAUAUCCGUUAAUCUGGUAUCCCCUCAACCUGCUGAGCAAACACAACUUCACGGAGGUUAUUGUUGUUGUGCUGGAGCAGGAUAAGCUGGAGAUUCAGCUGGCACUGGAGCGUACACCGCUCAAGCUCAAAAUUGACUAUGCCACAGUGCCUAGCGAUAGCGAUUUUGGCACCGCCGACAGUCUGCGCUAUAUAUACGACAAGAUCAAGUCGGACUUUCUCGUCGUGAGUUGUGACAUAGUGAGUAAUGUUAGUUUAUAUCCGCUGAUCAAUAAGUUCCGUGCUGACGAUGCUUCGCUGGCGCUGCUGCUGUUCAAGAGUGGCUUCGAAUCGGAUGUGGUGAUGCCAGGUCCAAAGACCAAGCACAAGCCAGAACGGGACAUUAUUGGCAUUCAUCCGGCCACACAGCGUUUGGCAUUUGUAUUCGCCGCCAGUGACUGUGAGGAUACGUUGAACAUACAGCGGCAUCUGCUCAAGAACAAGGGUCAACUGGAUGUCUAUGGUCGACUCAUGGAUGCACAUAUCUAUGUGCUCAAGAAAUGGGUGAUCGGCUAUCUGCACAGGAAGGAAAACAUCUCGACAUUUAAGGGCGAGUUUUUGCCACAUCUCAUUAAGAGACAACAAGCCAGACGCUCAAAAAAAGUGGGCCAGGACACCAUUUCUGAUCUGAACGUAGUUACAAAGCCCGAGGAUAACAUUUUGCAUUAUGUAACGCACACUGCACUGGAUGAGAAGCUGACACAGACUUCGCUGUUCAAUCAGUCGCUGUCGCAUAAUCCCUACCAUGGCGAUGUUGUGCGCUGUUUUGCUAUACAAGCUCCAAAGGAGUCGAUUGGCGUACGUGUGAAUACCACGCUCAGUUUUCUGGCCAUUAAUAGGAAACUGGCUGGCAUUUGGAAUGAGCUGUGCGGCGAGACGCAUCCGUUGAUUGCACCCGGUGCUGUGGUGAAAUCAACACAGACCAAGGAAAUCAUUGUGGCCGACAAUGCCAAGCUGUCGGAAAAGACUUCGCUCAGCUCCAGCGUUUUUGGGUCGAAUUGUGUUGUGAAUCCGAAGAAUAUUGUGAGCAACUCGAUCAUCAUGUCGAAUGCAAUUGUGGAGGAGGGUUGUAACAUCAACAACUGCAUCAUUGGACAUCGAGCGCAUGUCCAGAGCGGCUCAGUGUUGAGCAACUGUCUCAUUGGACCCAACUAUGUAGUGGAGGAGGGCACCAAGGUCCAAGCGGUGCAUCUAUCCAAUGCUGAUCAGUACAUGGAAAUUGACAUACAAUAAAUAACGAGUUGUUUAAACUUAA
Molecule: messenger RNA, 1461 nt
Organism: Drosophila grimshawi
Lineage: Eukaryota; Metazoa; Arthropoda; Insecta; Diptera; Drosophilidae
Gene: eIF2Bgamma
Product: translation initiation factor eIF-2B subunit gamma
Exons: 5
Coding region: 66-1439 (457 amino acids)
Biological process (GO): cytoplasmic translational initiation; biosynthetic process
Cellular component (GO): guanyl-nucleotide exchange factor complex; eukaryotic translation initiation factor 2B complex
Molecular function (GO): translation initiation factor activity; guanyl-nucleotide exchange factor activity
Source: RefSeq, a predicted model, not a curated record